This is a messenger RNA of Williopsis jadinii, 2001 nucleotides long. RefSeq names its product tethering complex ATP-binding subunit VPS33 (gene VPS33). The record is from RefSeq and is a predicted model, not a curated record. Gene Ontology annotation, biological process: intracellular protein transport; vesicle-mediated transport. Bases 210 to 1913 code for a protein of 567 amino acids. NCBI's taxonomy places the organism in Eukaryota, Fungi, Ascomycota, Saccharomycetes, Phaffomycetales, Wickerhamomycetaceae. The transcript has a single exon. Gene Ontology annotation, cellular component: CORVET complex; fungal-type vacuole.
UUCUCUCGGGGGGCACUGGGACUCCCUGGGAGUCCCAGGGAGCUCUUUGUAGCCCUUUGUAGCCCGUGUGAAGCAUUUUGGUAGCGUGAAGCGUUUUCCUGACCUCUUUCCGUACAGCUGUACCGCUUUUGAAGCACUUUGUAUGUGCGAAAUUUGUACGGGUGUCUCUACUUCACCGUACUUCACGCCACAAGCACUGUGGUCGCAACAUGGAUCUGCUGGAUAUCAUUGGGUCGCAGAGCAAACACUUUAUCAUUGAGAGGUCGCUGUCGUCCCCCUUGAACUAUCUCAUUCCCUUCUCAAAGUUCAAGAGGGAGGCAAAUAUAGAGUCGGUGCACUGGUUUGAAGACUCUGUUGACUUUGAAGAUGAUCGACUGCCGAUAACUAUUCUAAUCCAUUCUGGCCUGGAUAACGUCCCAAAGUUGAAGAUAUGGAUACAACGUCUCUCUGGAAGACAGAUCGACCUUGUGAUAACUGAUGACUACUCGAGAAGCUUCCAAUGGAACCUCCAACAACAGGGACUAAUCGGUGAUAUCAACACCGUGACGAGUUGGAAGCUGUCCAUUCAGACUCCACUCUGUGAUAACCUGAGACUGAUCCACUUACAGCUGGCUGAAUUCAACAGUCUGUACCAGUACAAGACACCGAACUUGGCGUCGAAAUUGGUGGAUCUGUUGAAUCAGGAGCUCAGUACACAGAAUUUGUACAUUACAAAGAUCUUUGCAAAGGGGUUGAAUUCGAAUAAGUUUGUCCAGCACUUGAAACAAAGAAUGGAGAGCAAUCUACAAAAUAUGGAUCAGCUGUCUAAGUCAAAGGAAUUGAAGAUUAAGAACGGGUUGUUUGAACAGUUGGAUUCAGGAUUACAGUGUGACCUCAUGGUUUUUGAAAGAAACCUGGACUUUUUAAGCGUGCUGUUAAACCAGUUGAACUAUAUGGGAAUCAUAGACGAAUCCCUUGGAAUCGAUAUAAACAACGUCAAGCUGGACGAGGAAUUGGUCUAUUUCAACGAAAGUCCGAUAUUCGACAAGAUUCAACAAAUGAAUUUUGGGCUGGCGUGUGAUUUCUUGAACGAACAGGCAAAGUCCUUACAGUCGCAAUACGAUGAAUUGGUGAAGAAGACCAAGACUGACAUCUCCAAAAAUAUCGUCUCGCAGCUGAAAGAUUUGGAAGAUGCAAAGAACAACGUGGCACUACACACAAGGAUCAGCGAAUUUGUACUGCAAAAGUUGGAUAUCAAGAACAGUGCCAACUUCAACACCCUGCUGGAAUUCCAACAGGACCUCAUAACACAAUCGCUGAGCUACUCAAAUUCGAUCUCCACAAUCCAAGAAUGGAUAUAUGCUUUUGACUACGAUGCGGUGACCGUACUUCGACUAAUUGGUAUCAUAUCUAUAACUUUUAACGGGUUACGUGAAUCCGACUACAACAAGUUGACAAAUGACAUUGUUGAGCAGUACGGAAUCAAAUACUGGUCCAUUUUGCAGAAGCUGAUAAAGAUUGGUAUAAUCACGAUAAGAGGCGAUCCUUCAAUCAUCAAAAAUUACUCACAAUUGUCCAAUUCACUACAACUUGUACAACAGGACGACUCUGAGGGAGACAUAUCUUACCGUGGCUACACUCCCUUGGUCACACAAGUUAUCAGGAAAACGUUAAACGACGACAAAAGAUCCAACUGGGAUGACGUGGAUCUAUCUGCAAUCAUUGGUAAAUCCACAGAGGAAUCUCUCAUAAAUGAAUCGAAACAAGGAGGUGCAUCGUUGCAAGUUGAAGGUUCAACGGUUAUAGUUGUCAUGAUUGGUGGCUUGACGUACGCGGAACUCGCAAGCCUGACACACUUGGCCAAGAACUCUAAGAGACAGUUCCUGGUGAUCACUGAUGGAGUAAUCAACACCUCCAAGGUCAUUAACCACUGAAUUCAGCAUGGUUUCCACAGGUAUAACCCAGUAAUUGAUGGAGUAAUUUCAAGUGUGCAGUCGUGGCCCUACACGAUGAGCUUCUGGU